AUGGGCGAGCUGCUGCGGCUUUCAGACUUUGACUCCUUCUUUAACUUAGCCAGGGAUUCCUCGAUCACCUUAUGGGGUUCAGCUCUAGCAAAGAAGUCAGCUAGGGUUUCAGGCUCCCGCCCUUGCAACUCCUUCCAAAAGUCUGUUCCGGGCCUUACCCCUGCUAUCAAGAAGUUCUUCAGGAUUUUUGCGAACACUUAUCAUCCUCAAACAAAUGGGCAAGCUGAGGUAUCUAAUCGUGAAAUUAAGCGAAUCUUAGAGAAAGUUGUGAGUCCUUCGAGGAAAGAUUGGGUGUUAAAACUUGAUGAGGCCGUCUGGGCCUAUAGAACGGCUUAUAAGACUCCAUUGAGGAUGUCACCUUUUCAGUUGGUUUAUGGAAAAGCAUGUCAUUUGCCUGCUGAGUUAGAGCAUAAAGCAUAUUGGGCUUUGAAGAAAUUAAACUUUGAUAUGACAGCUGCUGGUGAGAAGAGAAUGCUUCAGAUUAAUGAACUCGACGAGUUUAGGCUUCAGGCGUAUGAGAACAACAAGCUUUACAAGGAAAAAGUCAAGAGAUGGCAUGAUAGAAAGUUGGUGCAAAAGGAGUUUUUCAUUGGCCAACAAGUGUUGCUUUUUAAUUCUCGUCUCAGACUAUUUCCUGGGAAGUUGAAAUCUAGAUGGUCGGGUCCUUUCACAGUAAAGAAGGUGUUUUCACAUGGUGUUAUAGAAAUUUAUGAAACAACAACGGAGGAAUCAUUUAAAGUGAAUGGACAAAGAGUGAAGCCAUAA
This is a messenger RNA of Daucus carota subsp. sativus, 765 nucleotides long. RefSeq lists its product as uncharacterized. Gene Ontology annotation, molecular function: nucleic acid binding. Lineage: Eukaryota; Viridiplantae; Streptophyta; Magnoliopsida; Apiales; Apiaceae. The transcript is spliced from 3 exons. The record is from RefSeq and is a predicted model, not a curated record. Bases 1 to 765 code for a protein of 254 amino acids.